AUGAAUCACGCUUCUGAUAGAGAUGCAUUUUUGCAGUUUGGCAACCGUUUGAGACAGCAACAUUCAGAUCAAUUAUCUGCACAGCUUCAAGUGCUUCGCUCUGCUUUACUAAAUUUUGUAAACGAACACAGCAAUGAGAUCAACAACAAUGCUGAAUUUCGAGCCAAGUUCAACCAGAUCUCUCAGCUGAUUGGAAUGGACCCUUUGGAUUUACUACUUUACAGCAAUAGUGGAUCUAAAAAGAGUAAAUUGAUGGGGAAACGAACAACGAACAAUUACAUUGUUGGAUUGAGUGUAAAGAUUGUGGAAGUUUGUCAAGCAACAAGAGAUUUAAACGGAGGACUUAUUCCACUAAAAGAGUUGCAAAGCACCAUCAUUGCCAAUGCACUCACCUCUUUGGACGUGAAUUUGAAUAUCACUUUAAACGAUAUUGAGCAAGCUGUUCAGUUGUUGAAUUCAAUGGGAAGCAAAAACUAUGAGAUACUCGUGAUCAACAAGGUUCGAUGGCUAAAAUUCUCAUCUUUGGACAAUUUAUCCCAGGACCAGAUCAAAAUUUACGAGUUGUGUGAAUUUACUGGUGGGUUUGUUACCAGAAGGUUGAUUCAGGAUAAUUUCCAUUGGGACAAGGUAAGAUGCGAAAAUGUUAUUAACGAGAUGAUAAUGAAUGGGAUACUAUGGGUAGACUUACAAGGCGAAGAUGGUCCACAAUAUUGGGAGCCAUCGUGGAUAUCCAAUUAA
Messenger RNA from Lodderomyces elongisporus, 738 nucleotides. RefSeq names its product ESCRT-II subunit protein (gene VPS22). The record is from RefSeq and is a predicted model, not a curated record. Gene Ontology annotation, biological process: protein transport to vacuole involved in ubiquitin-dependent protein catabolic process via the multivesicular body sorting pathway. The transcript has a single exon. The coding region runs from base 1 to 738 and encodes 245 amino acids. NCBI's taxonomy places the organism in Eukaryota, Fungi, Ascomycota, Pichiomycetes, Serinales, Debaryomycetaceae. Gene Ontology annotation, cellular component: ESCRT II complex.